This is a messenger RNA of Pocillopora verrucosa, 504 nucleotides long. RefSeq lists its product as uncharacterized. Lineage: Eukaryota; Metazoa; Cnidaria; Anthozoa; Scleractinia; Pocilloporidae. The record is from RefSeq and is a predicted model, not a curated record.
AUGUGCGACAUCCAAGCGAUGUUCCAUCAAGUAAAGGUUGACGGCAUCCAUCACGACUACCUUUGUUUCUUGUGGUGGGAUGACGAGAACUUCGACAGCGAUCCAGUCGAGUACCGAAUGACUGUUCACCUGUUUGGCGCAAACUCCUCUCCUGGAUGCGCUAACUUUGCGUUAAAGACUACUGCAAAUCACUAUAAAGGCGUUUGUGGAAAGGAAGCUGCCGAUUUUGUAAGGAAGGAUUUCUAUGUCGACGACGGUUUGAAAUCGGUCGCAUCAGUUGAGCAGGCAAAGAGUCUUAUCAGCAGCACUAAGUCACUGUGCCAGAAGGGAGGCUUCCGCCUGCACAAAUUCGUUUUGAACAGAAGAGAAGUGCUCAACUCUGUCCCUCCUGAAGACCGAGCAAGAACUGAUCGACAAUCAUUUGUGGUGGGACGGCCCAGACCUUCUUUGAAAACUUUCCAAAGAUUGGAAUCUCACCAACGUUACUACUGCAAUUUCCCCUGA